AUGUCUGUUAUACAGGCCAUAUGCGCUCGAAUUCUUUCCAAAAACAGUCUUGAAGGCAUUCAGACGGCCAGUCUUGAAGCCUCGAAUGGUAUUAAACAGGAGAACAGCCACUACAGCAGAAACGAUGAUAGUAUCGGAGUUGCUUUUAAUGAAAACACAUUCCCGGACUUGCAUUACUCUGUUGAUGCUAUCAAGCACUCUGAUCGUCAUCGUUUGAAUCCUGAAAUAGUGGCUUCUACACAUGCAACUAUCUCCUCCAAGGAUGAAACCAUUGGUAGUAAUAAUAGAUCUACUAAAAGCAAUACAAAUGCAUCUCCUUAUCCACAGAAUCAAUCAGCAGCUAAAGACAGCUCACUCACACCAGCAGCUUCAGACUCCAAUAAGCGUCAUCAAGCAACACCAACAGCGAAUCAAGACUCAUCUCAUUCUAAUCAUACUGCUAAUGCACGCAUACUUGAUGCAUUGGAAAAUACCAUGUGGGAAGGCUCGCUCAAGUCAAAGGAAUACGAGCGUCGAUUUAUUCAACAGGACGAUUUCUACAAAGAGUCGCACUUUGUUUCUGCCAGUCGCCAUUCCACUAGAAACUCAUCGGGCCUAUUUCUUCCAUCCAAUGCAAGCAAUACUGAACAUGGUGCACUAAAAUCAACACAUGCAUCAUUAAAUACCACACUUUUCUCUGGUCAGAAACUGCCCGACCUUCCUCAAGAUUCUUUGUUUUUGCAGUUAAUUAAACGUAUUGAUGUCUGCCGAAUCACCAAUAGGAUUAUCGCGUGUGGUUUGCCAUGCAAGCUUUCAUCUAGUAUUACAAACCACAGGAAUCACAUUGCCGAUUUGUGUCGUUUUUUAGAUACCAGAUAUCCCCAAAAAUACAUGAUUUGGAAUCUUGCUGGAGAUACAGCACAGGGGACUUAUUCUUCAGAUUCGUUUCAUCAUCGAGUACUUGCUUUUCCACUUUCAAAAGCAUUUCAUUUAAACAUCAAGACUCUGCUGGAUUUUAGUCGCUCUAUUCAUGCAUGGCUUAAUCUUGAUCCCGAUAAUGUGGCUAUAGUGCAUUGUACAAACGGACUUGCUCGAACAGGUCUUGCAAUUGCAACAUAUCUUCGAUUUGCUGACAUUAUUCCAGAUGUAAAAGAAGCAUUCGAUUACUUUGUUUAUCGAAGAUCAAAGAAGGAUCGUAGCUGGGUAACAGUUAGUAUGGACCGAUAUAUCAAUUACAUGGAUCAUGUCAUGAAUACCAAUGGGGUUGUCCCUAACCCAGAUCCAAUUCGACUUCAUCACAUUGUCAUGAACGGCAUUCCCAAUUUUGACGGAAAAGAGUCUAGCAAUCCUGGUAUUGAAAUUUAUGAAAGUGGUAAAUUGGUAUUUUGUACUCAUAGAGCCUCUUCACGCUCAUCAGCAAGCAUCACAUCACAUAUUCAACGCACCUUGAAUUCAGUCGUGUUUCAAGUUCCAUUGAAUACCGUCUUGUUACUUCAAAGAGAUAUUCAACUACGGAUAUUUCACACUCCAGAAGCAUCACUGGUUACUUCUUCAAAACUCUCAUCCAAUACAAAAUCUCCCGUGAUAACUAUGGUCAGUUUUUCGUUUAAUUCAGGAUUUAUGCCUACAAGUGGAAUUAUUCGUAUUGGAGCUGCAGACUUGGAUUUAUCACCUCAUGAUAUUGCUGAACGUCGCUUUCCUGCCAAUUUCACAAUUGAUAUAGUGAUUACUGACAGUCCUCAAAGUCAGGCACGAUCACAGCGGCAUAUACCUAAUAAUAUCUCGAUUGAUGGUACACCAAAUUUGUCGUAUGAAAGAUCGCUAGGUACCUCGUUGAUUAAAUGUCUGUCUAGAUUCGUUUGCUAUCACUUGCUCAAGGUUGAUCAGGCGAAUAUGGAAGCACUUGAAGCUAAAGGAUAUCAUUACGUUCUUGCGUGCUAUGCUCUUCAACAAACUGAAAAUAAUGUUGCUCGUGCCGAGACACUUGCUAAAUUUUUGUGUAAUGAACAUCCUUUGCUGAAAGCAACCGCUUUAUCUAGUUCACGACGCAGUAACACCAGUUCUUAUAGUAGCGCACGCAGUGGUGCUUCACUUCCUCAUACUCGGCUUCGGCAGAUAAGCUCAAUGCCAAGAAACACUGGCUCUUUGGAUGGCCAUUCAUCUUCGCUAUCUUCACUAUCUUCACAGGCUGUUCAGCAACGCAAUAUGGUAGACACACCUGCACCAGCUUCCGAUACUCUUCAAAAAAACUCUUUUACUAUUGAUACUAGUUCAGAAUUUCUUGGCUCUCAGUUGGUAUUGAAUGCAAAUGCUAAUCCUUCUCUUGACCAAGCAUCUGAUCGCUCGGCUGAUUCUUUUGUAUCUCGGUCAUCCACGAUUUCGUCUAAUCACGAUCCUGUCCAAUCAGUAAACUCAGUCAUGUCACAUAUCAGCAAUUCGCAUUUGUCACUACAACGAGCUGCUAACAGUGCAAGACGCCUUGAACUUCUUUUAAACCAAUCUAGUCGUAUAUCAGAACGAGCUAGAUCUUCAUCAGUUGUCACUAAUGAUGAGUUACAGACUACAAUACGAACUAGUGGUGAUUCUUUUCACUCGCGCCAUACCAACCACAGUAAUGAAUCAGGAACAUCCAGCACAACACGUACAUUUUCCCCUGUUAAUGAUUUAAAUGAGCUGGUUCAACGAACAAGUAAUAUAUCUUUGCCACAAUCAAUGCAAGGAACUUCUGAAAAACGAGUGGGACAUGCUUUGGUUACAGAUUCGCGGUCAAACUUUAGUCACGACAAUACAUCAUCAGAUACUGACUUGGUACAGAGCAAUAUGUCAAAACGUAUGCUUCCUUUGAAUCAUACCACGAUUCGUACGCCAUCAUCUAGUGUUAGACUAAACAGCUUAUUAGGAGCAUCACGAAGCAUAAACUCUGCUACGUCUGACGCGGAUGAGGUCACCAUAUUUUUGGACUGUUCUAAAAGUGAUCAAACCACACCAAUUGCUCCAAACUCUCCCCUAUCAGGUUGCAGUUCUUCUGCAACUGAUAUUAUUAUAGUGGAAACGCCCACUAUAAGCGAUGGAGAUGCAACGGAUUUGGUGUUGAAUUACCACGCUCCACACACUGAAAAUUGUAAAAAUGAUGAACCGCACCUUUCUACAAAGGAAAAGUCAGAUGUACAGCCUUCACCGACUUCUGGAAUUGAUGUGCCGAGUACUGAUCCUUUGGAAAAUGCUUCCGCACACUCUUUGUCAUGUAUCAAAGAACAGGAACAGCUACCGUCACAGGCAACCUCUGAAUCACUUGAGAUUGACACGUUUGAUGUCAAUGCCAAUCAUUUACACGAAAUCAAUAUGAUGCGCAAAGGAAAAUCAAUGGUGGCUGCAACUCAAUUUCGGACUCCGCAGCCAACACUUCGCGAAAGAAGCAGCAGUACUAUAUCUGGUGGGGUAUAUAAACAAAGUGAUGACGCAGCUACAAGGAGAAAAGUUCUUGGAAUGUCCAAGGGACCAAAUGCAUGGCCUUUACCACUUUUGAAAGGGCUCAACGGAGAUGAAAAAGCAAAGCCUAUGGCUUGGCCUACACCUCCCGUAAAAAAGUAUAAUGAGGGAUCUGAUGACGACACAAUAAGCGAUACUAGAUCUGAUCGUUCUCAAACCAGCAAUGAUCUCUCUCAAAAUGCUGAUACACAUACCGAGUCUGAAAUUCAAGAAAAGAUUCAAUUGAAAAACGAUGCCAAGAUUGAGGCUAUCGAAGUGAAUGAGUCUAUAGCUUCUUGCACCACUUUUGAUGCUGAUGCUAACCCUUUGAUUGACAACAAGAAGGCAAGUGUACAACGCAAAUCGGAAGAUUUAACAAGCUCUACUGUGCGUGUAGUCGAGUCAUACGACGCAACUACUGGGCAAGCGGUUGAUAAGUCUGGUCGCGCUGCAACAAAAGUAAUUGAUUUGAAGAUUAAUCUUGUUGAUGCUAAACUAUUUGAGCUUGGAGAUCUUCCAUCCACGACUACUCCACCUGGUUCACCACCUGCACCACCUUUUGCUCCUCCGUUACCACCUGUAUUUGAUGAACUAGACACAGUCAAGGAUGCUACUGUACAGAUAGAAGCUCCUCCACCUCCACCUCCACCACCUCCACCACCACUUGCUCCUCCUCCUCCUCCACCACCAUCAUUUAAAACAGGAGUUUCAACAUCUACACCAUCUAAUACCGCACCGAAAAUUCGUGCACGAGCCAAACUUCAUUGGAAUGAGAUUCGUAAUGGAAAAAACACUGUUUGGUCCGAAUUAGCCUUGAACUCGACUUCCACUUCGUCGACUCUCACCGAGAGAUCUGUUCAACUUGAUGUAAAACGCUUUGAAGAGCUUUUUUGUAUCAUUCCAGGCCAAGACAAAAAUCAAACUUCUAGCAAAUCCAAGAUGGUGCAAAAGGCUCGAUUCUCUACUUUUCUCGAUAUUCGCCGUGCAAACAAUAUUGCUAUUGGAUUAUCAAGAUUUACGCGAAGAGGAUUAAACACAGAUGACCUUUUUACAGCUAUUCGAGCGAUGAAUGAAUCAAAGCUGUCUUUUGAUGACUUGAUCACUAUUCAAGGACUCUUGCCUACAACAGAUGAGUUGAUACUUGUAAGACAAUACCUUUCAUCUGUGGCAAAAAAGCGUAUUGAAGAGCCUACUGAACCUCAGCUACCUCUUGCUCCCGCAGAAGCAUUUGCCGUUGCAGCAAGUAAAUUCAAACACAUCACACAUCAAAUUUUAGCAUUUCUAUUCAAAAUCCAGCUUCCUUUAGAAGCUGAGGAAGUUCAUUCAAAGUUUCAUGCUCUUGCAGAAGUAUCGCGACAGUUUUGCUUGUCGGAAAAUUUCAAGAUCUUGUUGCGCACAGUGCUUCAAUUGGGCAAUCUGACGAAUUACGAGUAUGGAAGCGGGAACAAUGCAUCAAGCUAUCGUCCAUGGAUGGGAAAAGAAGCUCGAGCGAUUGGGUUCAAAAUUGAAGGACUAGCAAGAUUGAAGGAUGUGAAGAGUGCUGAUGGAAAAUGGAGUCUCAUGACUUUUUUGGUAGAAAUGGUGCAAGAUUCCGAGUUUUCUUCAGUGCUGGAUAUUUCGGACGAGUUUGCAGACUUGACCACUGUUCGGCAAUUUGAUAUUCUUGCAUUAGUGGCGCAAGUCACUGCCAUGCAGGUUACUGCUACGAAUCUACGCGAGUUGUGUAUUGACGAUAGAAGUAGGUUUGGUAUUGACGCACAGUUCAAGCAGCUUCUGACCAGCGUACUAAACGAGGCAGAUCGAUAUAUUCAUACUGUCGUGACUCAGUUUAAUUGUUUUGUUAAUGCGUGGAGUGAUGCUUUGCAAUACUUUGGCGAAGACCAGGACGAGUAUAUCACGCCUUGUCUAGACCCAACGAAACGUCCAAAAAAACCGUCUGACAGUUGCAAGGUGCCUGGGUACUUUUAUACUACCUUGGAUCUAUUCAUGCAAGGAUUCAAAAGCUCUGUGAUAGAUUUGCGUAAUAGAAGAGAAAUGGAACGCAAGCGAAUUUCAAGGGAAAAGAAGGCUGCGCUGGAGAAGCAACGUAGAGCAAUUAUCAAGGCCGAAAGAGAGGCAGCCAAACUUGCUCAAAAGACUACAGCAUCAGCGGAAGUUUUGAAUGCCAGUGGCUCGAUCGUUCAACCUGUAGCCACGAUACCCUUUCCAUUGCGUGAUACUAUAAAAGAGGACAAUGUAAUUUCAAAAACUGUUGAUACGCAAAGUGAAUUACCAAAGCCUGCUGUCGAUCGAGCUGGGGAAGCAAAAGCCAUGUUCAAACGAUUUUCCAUGAUGCCAAUGAAACCUAUUGGACUGGAUGAGAUUGCGAAUCUGGACAAUGGCGUCAUGUUUGCAGGCAAUGACGAAGCCGCCUUUUCAGAAUAUCUGUCGUCGUCUUUUCUGUCGGAAAAUGGUACUGGAUUACUUGAUAAGCAGCUCUCUCAAAGCGGAGUAUCAUUUGAAUCUUUUUCUUAUGACUGA
Batrachochytrium dendrobatidis JAM81 is the source of this 5967-nucleotide messenger RNA. RefSeq lists its product as uncharacterized. The record is from RefSeq and is a predicted model, not a curated record. Gene Ontology annotation, cellular component: cell projection; cytosol; plasma membrane. Gene Ontology annotation, molecular function: protein tyrosine phosphatase activity; phosphatidylinositol-3,4,5-trisphosphate 3-phosphatase activity. The transcript has 3 exons. Lineage: Eukaryota; Fungi; Chytridiomycota; Chytridiomycetes; Rhizophydiales. The coding region runs from base 1 to 5967 and encodes 1988 amino acids. Gene Ontology annotation, biological process: negative regulation of cell population proliferation; cell motility; protein dephosphorylation.